Molecule: messenger RNA, 586 nt
Organism: Erythranthe guttata (spotted monkey flower)
Lineage: Eukaryota; Viridiplantae; Streptophyta; Magnoliopsida; Lamiales; Phrymaceae
Source: RefSeq, a predicted model, not a curated record
AUUCAUCAGCUCAUAACGAAAACUCCGCAUAAUACUCGCCGGAAAAAAAAAUUCAACCUUGUUCUGCUCAUUUCAUUUCGCUUAAUCUGUUCAUCGUUUGAUUGAAUUUUACCUUUUUUUUUUAUUAUUAAUUCAGUCGUUGUUUUUCUGGCCACCGCACUCAGGAUGUCUGAAACUCCGUUUAGGGCAAGAGAGAUUCUUGUCGAGAAGCAAAGGCUUUUUCAGAGCAUACACAAACACAUACAUCUGAAAGGACCAAUGGAUAAGAUCACCUCUGUGGCCAUUCCUUUGGCUUUGGCAAGUUCUUCGUUGUUUCUUAUCGGAAGAGGGAUCUAUAACAUGUCUAAUGGGAUUGGAAAGAAGGAAUGAUGAUCGAUUCAUAGGGAAGCUGUAACUUUUCGAGCCUUUUGGAUCUCGAAACUCGUUUUUUAUUCUUUAUCUGCAUUGUUCAGUGCUAAUAAUUUCUAAAUGCAGACUAUUUGAUUAGUGGUUGUAUUUAGUCCACUGUCGGUAAAUUGGUUGUUUGUGAAAUAAACUACGAAAUUACGGCAUUGGUUUCGUUUCUUGAUGAUGCUUUUCUCGUAAA